AAACCUUUAGUUUCUGCCACAUUUCCGGCAUCCGGGAUUUAAUCUCAGGCUGAUCGUCCUGUAAGAAACUCUGAAUCAGUGUCUUUGUAUUUGCCCGAACUUUUCUGGAGGCAGGAGAACAGCAGACAUCGGAAAUCCAGCUUGUUUUGGGGCUGAUAUCUGAACGGUCAGUUCACCCCCAACAGCAGCAGCAGCCCGACCGGUGCAGGCAGCGCUCAGCACCAUGGAGAGCAACGUGGUGCGCAUCUUCAAAGAGGACAGGUGUCCCUCAGGCCAGCUGGAGGAGUGUUUCCCAAACUUCACCUUGCCAUCCGGCUCGUUGGACAUCUUAAACUAUACACUCAACGGCACCUGGGAUGCUGAACCCGAGCCCAUGUCGCCCAUCAUCCCCAUCAUAGUCGCAGUGUACUCCGUGGUGUUUGUGGUGGGCUUGGCGGGCAAUUGUUUGGUGAUGUAUGUCAUCAUUAGAUACACCAAAAUGAAAACAGCCACCAACAUCUAUAUCUUCAACCUGGCUGUGGCCGACGCCCUGGUCACCACCACCAUGCCUUUCCAGAGCACCGACUACCUGCUCAGCUCCUGGCCGUUUGGCGAGGUGGCAUGCAAGGUCUUCAUCUCCAUCGAUUACUACAACAUGUUCACCAGCAUCUUCACCUUGACCAUGAUGAGCGUGGACCGCUACGUGGCCGUGUGCCACCCGGUCAAGGCCCUGGAUUUUCGCACGCCCGUCAAGGCCAAGAUCAUAAAUGUGAUCAUAUGGGUGCUGUCGUCUGCUGCUGGGAUCCCUGCCAUGACGCUCGGCGGAACGAAGACCAACAACGGGACUACAGAGUGUGCCCUGCAGUUCCCUGAACCCUACAGCUACUGGGACACCCUGAUGAAGAUCUGCGUCUUCAUCUUCGGCUUUGUGGCACCCGUCAUCAUCAUCACCGUCUGCUACUCUCUGAUGGUCAUGCGGCUGAAGAGCGUGCGCCUGCUGUCAGGCUCGCGCGAGAAGGACCGCAACCUGCGCCGGAUCACCCGUCUGGUUCUGGUGGUGGUCGCCGUCUUUGUGGUGUGCUGGACACCCAUCCACAUCUUCAUCUUAGUCAAGGCGCUGUCCGGCAACGUUCCCGAGACCACCGCCGUCAUGGCCGCCUACUUCUUUUGCGUGGCACUGGGCUACACCAACAGCAGCCUCAACCCCAUCCUCUAUGCCUUCCUGGAUGAGAACUUCAAGAGGUGCUUCAGAGACUUUUGCUGCCCAGGCACCCAAGGACAUGGAGACUCUCACGGGGUGAGCCGGGUGAGGAGCACUUUACGGGACCACACGUGUCCCACAGAAGCGCGGGCAGAUAUGAGGCAGGCCAGACCCGUAUGA
Epinephelus moara (kelp grouper) is the source of this 1360-nucleotide messenger RNA. RefSeq names its product opioid receptor, kappa 1 (gene oprk1). The record is from RefSeq and is a predicted model, not a curated record. The transcript has 4 exons. Gene Ontology annotation, cellular component: membrane; neuron projection. The coding region runs from base 224 to 1360 and encodes 378 amino acids. Lineage: Eukaryota; Metazoa; Chordata; Actinopteri; Perciformes; Serranidae. Gene Ontology annotation, biological process: G protein-coupled opioid receptor signaling pathway; sensory perception of pain; neuropeptide signaling pathway. Gene Ontology annotation, molecular function: neuropeptide binding; dynorphin receptor activity.